AUCAUCUAUUGACCAAUAACAUUAUCAAGCAGUUAACGGCUUUUUUUUCUUCUUCUUUCACACAUGAAUUCAUUGAAUCUUGCUACCACCCAAGUAAGAACAAUUAUGAAGAGAAAAAGAUCCCCCAAAUCGCUGCCUCCUCCACCAUCAACCCCUCCAACACCCCAAACCCAAACCCGCCACUCCACCAACGUCUCUAAAUCACGGGUAUGGAUCCCUCUAAACAUAACCCGACAAGAACUCUCACUACCCCUCACAUUCCCCACCGGCCAAACCUUCCGUUGGAAAAACACCGCUCCUUCUCAAUACACUGGCGUCGUCGGGCCCCACCUCGUAUCCCUAAAACAACUUCAAAACGGCGACGUAUGUUACUCCCUUCACUCCCAAUCCCAAUCCAACGACGAUGCCAAAUCGGCAUUGCUUGAUUUCUUGAACGCGGACGUUUCUCUGGCUGACACGUGGAAGGUUUUCUCGGCUUCUGAUGAACGAUUUGCGGAACUGGCGCAACAUUUGAGUGGUGCUAGGGUUUUGAGACAAGAUCCUUUUGAAUGCUUGAUUCAGUUCAUGUGUUCUUCUAAUAAUCAUAUUAGUAGAAUCACUAAAAUGGUUGAAUAUGUUUCGUCUCUUGGGAAUUUCUUAGGUCAUGUUGAAGGUUUUGAUUUCCAUGCUUUCCCAACUCUUCAACAGCUUUCAUUGGUCUCCGAGCAACAACUCAGAAAUGCUGGUUUUGGUUACAGGGCUAAGUAUAUAGUUGGCACGGUAAAUGCUUUGCAAUCGAAACCUGAAGGUGGGGAAGAAUGGCUUCGUUCUCUUCGAAAAUUGGAGCUUCGAGAUGUUAUAUCUGAACUUUCAAAGUUACCUGGAGUGGGUCCUAAAGUUGCGGCUUGUAUAGCUCUAUACUCGCUUGAUCAACACCAUGCUAUUCCUGUUGAUGUUCAUGUGUGGCGGAUUGCUCAAAAGUAUCUCUUACCCGAGCUUGCAGGUUCCAAGUUGACACUGAAGCUUUGCAAUCGUGUUGCAGAGGCUUUUGUAACAAAAUAUGGUAAAUAUGCCGGUUGGGCUCAAGCUGUUUUAUUUAUUGCUGAGUUGCCUUCACAAAAGGCCCUUCUACCUUCACAUUUGAAAACUACCAAACAGCAGACUCCCACAAAGAGAGAAAACCGUGAAGAAGCUGAGUGACACUCAUGGGUGGUGAGUCUGGGGAUAUGAAUGCUGGAGACUCAGGCAUGACACACUGAAGUCAAUAUUUUAUGAGAUUGAAUAUGGUGAUACUGAUAUCACAAUGCUGAGUGAUGAAUGAAGUGUGAUGUUUCAACUACUAUACACAGGUUCUUCUACUAUGCAUAUUGUUACCUGCUCUUUCCCUAACCUUCAAUCUUGGUUGACAGAGGUGGACAAUGAAAUAUCAGUAGAGGACAUGGGCCAAACAGAGGUGGUAAAUGAACUACUGGCGGAAACUGUAGUAGUUGCAGACAUGGAAGAUAAACUGUUGCCAGAUUAAAUAGUGGCGAUGAAAAUAUAGGUCAACAGUCAAUAAUAACUUAUAUCAGAUGUGGAUAACUUAUCACCAUUCACGAGGCUUGGUGUCUGUUCUGUGUUUCUCUUCUUCCCUUACUAUGAUGAUUCUCUGUUUCACUUCUUUUAUAUUUGAGACUAAUAGGGAUUCUUGGAUGACUGAGUGAAAAUGCAAACAGAGAUAGAGGGUGUGAGAUCAGUAAGAAUUCACAGCUAUUAACAUUGACCUGCACUGCAUGUCCAUUGUUUUCUCCCAACAAUUCAUCGUCUGCAUCAACCAUGUCUUCCACCAAUAGUUCAUUGUCUACUCUCGUGUUGACCAUGCAUUCCUUGCAUUUUAUUAGUUUCAGAUUGAUUUGUUGUAAUUGAUAUUCUGUAUCUUUCUUCUUCAUUAGGAGGAAGAUUUAUUUUCCUUUCUAUUUAAAUAAACACUUCACACAAUUGAUUAUGGAUUCUGAUAUUUAGGCUAAUUGUUUAUUGUGAAUUUGACACAACUUCUGAGAAACUGAAUAAAAAACGAAAAGAUGGAAUACACACUAUACAUGGUGAUGGACUGACGGUGAGGAUAAGACGAGGAUUUGAUGAGAGAAUGCAUGUAAUGGACUUCUAAACUGUCAGCUGUUAGAUUAAUCUAAAGGGUGUAUUUUAUUGUUGAGAGAGAUUGACAGAAAAAGAAAUUGAGAGGAUCCGGUUCCAUUCCUGAUCCGUAUCCUCACUUGCCACAAUGUCUGCAACUAUGCCUGCUUCACUAUUUUGAUCCAUGUGAUUAAUCUAACGGCAUAGAAUUUGACACAACCAAAUAAAAAUUGUAAAAACAAAUUACAUGCUUUUACAUUGUAGAAAGUUAGAAACCCUUUCUCACAAGUGAAAUCAAUCGACUUGAGAGAUGAAGGGGUCACGCCUCAAUUGCAGUGACGAUUGUUUGCAAGAACCCAACUCACUUUGGUGUGGCAGGUUGGCAGGGUCGGCAAAUUUAAUUAUGUUGAUGGAUUUGGGGCUUCAUUUUGUUAACUAUUGUAAUUGGGAUUAAACAAUACUUGCAUUUUUAGGUUUUCUUUGUUUUAUAAUCUUGCUAUUAAGAGAUUGGGCAAAUUUUGAAUUUGAUAUUGCUAUUGUAUCUUGGGAGUUACUUUUGCCGCCCUACCAUUUUCUCAAACAAAGUAGCGGACGACAUUUUUCCCUAAAAUUUCUCAUUUUAUAGCAUCUGCCACCUAAGUAGCGGAUGAGUAAAAAUAGGGCGCACGAUAAACACGUAGGGCGGCAAAAGUAACUAUGCAUUAUAAGAACAAAGAAUAAAGAGAACUGCGUAGUAGAAAAAACAUAACAUUGUGCCAAAAAAUGAUUGCAAAUGUUCAACAAGGUUCGUAAAAAAAGGGUUUUAUCUUGAACUGAAACUGCCAUGGCAUAUGAAGGAGCAAGGAAACUUUCUGGCAAAAUUAAAAGAAGGUGGUGUACCAAACACAAGCUCUUC
Messenger RNA from Trifolium pratense (red clover), 2986 nucleotides. Its product is annotated as N-glycosylase/DNA lyase OGG1. The record is from RefSeq and is a predicted model, not a curated record. Gene Ontology annotation, cellular component: nucleus. The transcript has 4 exons. Bases 64 to 1179 code for a protein of 371 amino acids. Gene Ontology annotation, biological process: base-excision repair, AP site formation; nucleotide-excision repair; base-excision repair. Gene Ontology annotation, molecular function: 8-oxo-7,8-dihydroguanine DNA N-glycosylase activity; damaged DNA binding. Lineage: Eukaryota; Viridiplantae; Streptophyta; Magnoliopsida; Fabales; Fabaceae.